This is a messenger RNA of Rotaria sp. Silwood1, 2393 nucleotides long. The record is from the annotation of a GenBank genome assembly. NCBI's taxonomy places the organism in Eukaryota, Metazoa, Rotifera, Eurotatoria, Philodinida, Philodinidae.
AACAAGUACUCCAUAAUAAAUGCUCUGCUUUUCUAUUUCAUAUCUGAAUCUUUAAAUACUUUUUAGAACAACAGAAAAUAGCACUAGGUGCAGCGUGAAAAGCUCUACAAUCAAAUAAAGCAAAGCUUAUUUUAAUUGUUUGCUUGGUCUUUUCAAAAAUAAUGGCGUAACCAGGAUUUUGGCAGUGAUAGGGCACCGUAUCGCUUAAAUAUCUGGUAAUUAGGCGUAGGUGAACGAUGUCUGUGGAGUAGUUGGGCUUAUAAAGAAAUUUAGCUGACAAAACUAAGAUGGGCAGUUGGACGGCGCCCAAUCAUGCCCUACCAUAGUUAUGCCACUAUUCAAAAGAAACGAAAUUCUGUGCAAUCAAUUUUCGACGCUACACAAAUCGGUCUCACAGAAUCUUGCUUCUUUUCAAAGCACAAAGUAUACGAUUAAAAUAAACUUUAUUUUACAGAUUGUUGAGCUUUUCACGCCGCAUCUUAUGGUUUAUUCGAUAGUGUUUGAAGAGAACGCAUUACGUGAUAAAACAUAAAAUAGAAGAAACAAGAAUGCCCAUUUUGCAAUUGUAAAAAUUGAUGAAAUAGAAUUUUACUGUUUUCCAAAAAAAAACGUUCACGAUUAAAAUAAGCUUUACUUUGAAAACUGUAGACAUUUUCACGCUAUAUCUUAUGGUAUACCCGGUUUUAAAAGAAACAUAUUUAGAGAUUAAAAUAUGAAAUACAAAAACCGGCCAUUUAUUAUGGACACCCGUUAGAAUAAUAUUAUGAAAUUGAGACUGAUGCUAUCGUAACUGUCCAAACACUUGUUAGAUCUAAUAGUGUUCCAAGACCAAAAUUAAAGAAGUAAGUCUACAAGGGCUGGCCCGAGGUAGACAAAAUUGAGGGUUGUCGCAAUUUUUUGGGGGAUUGUCCCAGAUUUUCCAAUAAAAAUAAUUUUUUUAACAGAACGCAAAAAAUUUCGACUUCGCUGAAAAAGAACAAAAAUUUUCAAUUAUAGGAAUGUUGUCACAACACCCACAGUCCCCGGGUCGGGUCAACCCUGAAAUCUAUUCAAUAAAAAGCGCAUAAAAUAAUUAAAGUGAGCUUAAUGCACUACCAGAGGAGUUAAUGCUCAAGCUUUACAUACGGCAUAUUCGAGAAGUUAAGUUCUCGCGAAAAAAAAAAUUUUCCAUCGAACUGAAUGGGGGGGGGGGGGGGGAUAGAACUCAGUUAACAGUUUAUUGCUACCCCUAUAAAACUGACCUUGCGCCGCCCAUGAAGUCUUUGAAAUAAGAUCUGAAACAAAUUCAAUUUUCGAUUGCUCGAUAUAGAAUUAAAUUUAAUUAAACAUUUUAUUUCGAGAUUUAUCAAUAUAUAUGAUUAAAUAAAAAUCAUUUCAAAUAUUUUUUUAUCGAAUAUAUGUAUAUAUAUAUAUAUCGAUAACUUAGAAAAAAUAACCUAUUUUCUUGUCAAUAUGAUUAUUAAUCGAUAAAAACGUAAAUAAUCGAAUAUGAUUAACGAUUAUUUCAAAUCAUGUUUUAAAAUUUAAUCGUUUAAACGAUAUUAUAGUUAUAACUAUGAACAAUCGAUUAAUAAUCAUUUAUAAAUAAUAUAAUUAUAAAUAAGAUUUACAAAUAAUGAUUAUAUUCAUAUAUAAAUAUAUAUUCUUAAUAUACGAUAGAAAUAUAAAUAUCUAUUAAAUAUUCUGAGAAUUUUCAUCAAUUAUAUUCAUAUUAGAAAUUAUAUUUCAUCAUAUUAAACGAGUUAUUCAAUCUAUUCUACUUGUUUUUUCUUAAUUAAACUAUGGAAAAUGUUUCGUUGAAAAGAUGAUAGAUUAACUGUAGAGUUUCAUAAAUCGAAUAUCUAUUAUUCGAGUUGUUUAUUAUAUUAGAAAUCGAUAUUUGUUGUCAACAAAAUCAAACUAAUUUGAAUUAUUUAUUCAAAACGAAUAAAUAUAUAAUAAUCGAAAUAAUUUAAUUAAACUAAAGCUAAUAAAUUGAAUAAAAAGAUAUAAAAACAGAAAAAAGAAAAAUGUUGUUUUUUUUUUGUUAAGGUUGUUGUUUAAAUGAUUUAUGUUCAAAUGAUGGAAGCAUAAUCGAUAAAUUAUGUAUGAUGUAUUGUUGUUCAUUGGAUAUAUGUCGAUCAAUAAUCGAACAACAUUUAAAAAAUGAUUUAUUUAAACGUCUUGAUAAAAAAAAGAAGAUUUUUUUCAAUGAAUUUAAUUAUUUGAAAACAAUUCGCGAUAUAAAUCGUCAAUAUGAUGAAAUUGUUUUAACAAAUUGUAUAAUUGAUGAAAGAAUUUUUUUAGAAAAUAAAUUUCAAUUAAAUGACUUAUGUAAUUCAUUAAAUGAAAAUCAAUAUUCAAAAUCUUCUCAAAAUCUAACAUCAUUAACAGCAAAUCAACAUAUUACAUAG